Strongyloides ratti is the source of this 1053-nucleotide messenger RNA. RefSeq names its product 26S proteasome non-ATPase regulatory subunit 7. Bases 1 to 1053 code for a protein of 350 amino acids. The transcript has 3 exons. Gene Ontology annotation, biological process: proteasome-mediated ubiquitin-dependent protein catabolic process. The record is from RefSeq and is a predicted model, not a curated record. Gene Ontology annotation, cellular component: proteasome complex; proteasome regulatory particle. Gene Ontology annotation, molecular function: metallopeptidase activity; protein binding. NCBI's taxonomy places the organism in Eukaryota, Metazoa, Nematoda, Chromadorea, Rhabditida, Strongyloididae.
AUGGCUCCAUUUAAUAGCAACGAUGAAAAAGCUCAAAAAAUUGAAUGUCCUAAGGAUGAAAAUACUACAAAAUUAAUUCCUAAGAAACCUGUUGGAGAUAGAGAAUUUGAUUUUGAAAAAAAAUGUCCAUUUAAAAAGGUUACAGUGCAUCCAUUAGUUUUACUUAGUGUUGUUGAUCAUUUCACAAGAAUAAGUAAAGUCCAAAAAGUUAAAAGAGUUGUAGGAGUUCUUCUUGGAAGUAGUGGUCCAGGAAAAACGUUAGAUAUAGCAAAUAGUUUUGCUGUACCAUUUGAUGAAGAUGACAAUGGCACUUGGUUUGUUGAUGUAGAUUAUUUGGAAUCAAUGUUUCACAUGUUUUAUAAGGUAGCUGCAAAAGAAAAAAUUGUUGGCUGGUAUCACACAGGUCCAAAACUUUGUAAAAAUGAUAUUGCUAUUAACGAAUUGCUAAUGAAAUACACACCUAAUCCUGUUCUUGUUAUUAUUCAAGCUCAACCAUCUUCAUCAGGUCUUCCAACAGAGGCAUAUUAUCAAUGUCAUGAAAAUCACAAUGACGGGUCUCUACCAACAAAAACGUUUGAGCAUGUAUCAAGUGAAAUUGCUGCUGAAGAAGCUGAAGAAGUCGGUGUUGAACAUUUAUUGAGAGAUAUUAAAGAUCAAACAGCUGGUACUUUAACUCAAAGACUAAAUCAUCAACUUGCUGGUUUGGCUGGAUUAGAAAAAUAUCUUGGUGAUAUUUGUAAAUAUUUGGAAAACGUCAAUUCUGGUAAACUUCCAAAGAAUGAUCAAAUUAACUACAUGAUUCAAGAGGCAUUAAAUUUAUUACCUAAUGUUCAUACUCCAUCAUUUAUAGAAAGUCAAAAUAUUUCAUGUAAUGAUCAAUACAUGUGCAUCUACAUGGGUUCUCUUGUUCGUUCUGUUAUUGCUUUGCAUAAUUUGAUUGAUAACAAAAUUUCAUUGCAAAAAGCAGAGAAAGAUGUUAUGAAUCUACAUGAAACACAAAAAGUUGAAGAUAAGAAAGAGGAGAAGACUGAUAGUAAAGCAAAAGGAAAAUAA